Molecule: messenger RNA, 3888 nt
Organism: Macaca mulatta (Rhesus monkey)
Lineage: Eukaryota; Metazoa; Chordata; Mammalia; Primates; Cercopithecidae
Source: RefSeq, a predicted model, not a curated record
GCCCCUGUGUCUGGAGGGGUUGUUCGCGUGGCGAGUGUCUGUCCUCCCUGUCCUCCCUAGCAGAGUCCCUCCCCGUGUGUGGACCGAGGAGGAGCAGACGCUGGACAGGGUGUGUGUGUUCAGCAGUGGAUUGUCAGCCUUGGGUCCCAGCUGCUCCCCUUUGGACCUCUCCCUGGGCCCGCUGAUCUGACUGAUUCCUUCUACUUGGAGCUAGGACUCGGCCACCUUGACGCGCCCCCUCUGCCCCUUGGGUUUUGUGUGUGGGGGAGUGGGGGUGUAUUGUGUUUCCUAUCUGAGACACCUCCGGGUCGUUUGCUCGGAAACAGGAUGAGGGCCCGCAUAACUUGGAGCACUUGGCUGGAAGGUGAGGCAGGUCGUGUCCAAGGCUCCCGUGCCCGGGCCAGGUUAGGCACCAACGCGUCUCUUACGUCUCUGCAGCCUGCAGUGUGGUGGAACCGUUUUAUAGACUGACAGUGUGAACGUGGGAGGGGAUGGAUAUCAGAGAUUCGUUUAUCUAGAUUUUCAGAGAAAAUGCUCUGAUGUGAGUGUAAGCAGGUUACUCUCUGUGUCUCGUGUUCUUUACCUGUAAUUUGAGGUUUGUUUUACCUACUUUUAAGUGGUGGUUGUGAGGAUUAAAUGGAAUUUUGACAUGCAACAGUUGACACAGGGCCAGACACCAAGUAAGGGAUCAAUCAGUUGUCGCUUUUAUUAAUAGUAGGCAUCCAUCUCCCCAUUUGUUCAUAAGAAGGAAACACCUAAGAAGGAAAAGUAACUUGUAGGGCACCCAGCCAACUAGCACAUAGUGGAAAUUAGAAUCCCGGCACUCCCAGCAGGGCACUUUCCACCACCCUGCACUUUUGUAUUCAGCAGGCACAGUAUCUUUACUGCUGUCUGUAACUAGCUGUCUAUGUUCCCAGCGUCUGACUCUGCAGGGCCCUGGUGGUAUAAAGGUACUGAGACUUGCCUGUGUUUAGGGCUUCCUGAAGAUUAAAUGGCUGCUGAAGUUCUUGAGUUUAGCUUUGGCUCAAAAGAUACUGCUUCAGACUCUGUGUUCUGAAUAGAGUCUCAAGAGAAUGAAAAAAGAAAUACAAUGAAAAAGGAAAAAACUUCAAUCCAGAAUCUCUUGCCAGAGUUUCUGGGAGAAUGCUGGCAAUUCCCAGGAAGAUAUGUGGAGAACGGAAAGGUUGCUACACCCAAAUAGUGUAGCAAAGGCUGUGAUUAUGGAGGACUGGACCUGCAAACUUCAGAACAGAGAAACCUUAUAAAAUGUAUGUGGGCAGCAUAGAGACCUUGGGCAAGUUAACAGUUUCUUCAUCUGUAAAUAGUGAUUUAUGGAAAGCACCUGGUGCAUGUUCUGCCUUCUGAGGACCCUGCUGUUUCCCAAAAGAGGUGUCUUGAGAAGGAAAAUAUGGCUGCUCUUUGCCGGACAGCAGAGUCCCAGGCUGAACUCCAGUGUACCCAGUUAGACUUGGAGCGGAAACUCAAGUUGAAUGAAAAUGCCAUCUCCAGGCUCCAGGCCAACCAAAAGUCUGUUCUGGUGUCGGUGUCAGAGGUCAAAGCAGUGGCUGAAAUGCAGUUUGGGGAACUCCUUGCUGCUGUGAGGAAGGCCCAGGCCAAUGUGAUGCUCUUCUUAGAGGAGAAGGAGCAAGCCGCACUGAGCCAGGCUAACGGCAUCAAGGCCCACCUGGAGUACAGGAGUGCCGAGAUGGAGAAGAACAAGCAGGAGCUGGAGAGGAUGGCGGCCAUCAGCAACACUGUCCAGUUCCUGGAGGAGUACUGCAAGUUUAAGAACACUGAAGACAUCACUUUCCCUAGUGUUUACAUAGGGCUGAAGGAUAAACUCUCCGGCAUCCGCAAAGUUAUCACGGACUCCACUGUACACUUAAUCCAGUUGCUGGAGAGCUAUAAGGAAAAGCUCCAGGAGUUUGCCAAGGAAGAGGAGUAUGACAUCAGAACUCAAGUGUCUGCCGUUGUUCAGCGUAAAUAUUGGACUUCCAAACCUGAGCCCAGCACCAGGGAACAGUUCCUCCAAUAUGCUCAUGACAUCACGUUCGACCCGGACACAGCACACAGGUAUCUCCGGCUACAGGAGGACAACCGCAAGGUCACCAACACCACGCCCUGGGAGCACUCCUACCCGGACCUCCCCAGCAGGUUCCUGCACUGGCGGCAAGUGCUGUCCCAGCAGAGUCUGUACCUGCAUAGGUACUAUUUUGAGGUGGAGAUCUUCGGGGCAGGCACCUACGUUGGUCUGACCUGCAAAGGCAUCGACCGGAAAGGGGAAGAGCGCAACAGUUGCAUUUCCGGAAACAACUUCUCCUGGAGCCUCCAAUGGAAUGGGAAGGAGUUCACAGCCUGGCACAGUGACAUGGAGACCCCGCUUAAAGCCGGCCCUUUCCGGAGGCUCGGGGUCUAUGUCGACUUCCCAGGAGGGAUCCUUUCCUUCUAUGGCGUAGAGCAUGAUGCCAUGACUCUGGUUCACAAGUUUGCCUGCAAGUUUUCAGAGCCAGUCUAUGCUGCCUUCUGGCUUUCCAAGAAGGAAAACGCCAUCCGAAUUGUAGAUCUGGGAGAGGAACCCAAGAAGCCAGCACCAUCCUUGGUGGAGACUAUUCCCUAGACUCCAGGAGCCAUAUCCCAGACCUUUGCCAGCCACAGUGAUGGAAUUUGCAUUUUAGGGUGAUUUGGGGGCAGAAAUAACUGCUGAUGGUAGCUGGCUUUUGAAAUCCUAUGGGUCUCUGAAUGAGAACAUUCUCCAGCUGCUCUCUUUUGCUCCGUAUGGUGCUGUUCUCUAUACGUUUGUAGUAAUUCUUUUUUUUUUUUUUUUUUUUUUUUGAGAUGGAGUCUCGCACUGUCGCCCGGGCUGGAGUGCAGUGGUGCGAUCUUGGCUCACUGUAAUCUCCGCCUCCCGGGUUGAAGCAAUUCUCCUGCCUCAGCCUCCCGAGUAGCUAGGAUUAUAGGCGCCCGCCACCACGCCCAGCUAAUUUUUUGUAUUUUUAGUAGAGACGGAGUUUGACCAUGUUGGCCAGGCAGGUCUCAAACUCCUGACCUCGUGAUUCACCUGCCUCAGCCUCCCAAAGUGCUGGGAUUACAGGCGUGAGCCACCGCGCCCGGCCUGUUUGUAGUAAUUUUUAGGCACCAAAUCUCCCUCAUUUUCUAGUGCCAUUCUCCUGUCUGUUCGGAUAAACGUCACACUGUGCCUCGAAUGGAUGGCCAGGAACCUUCAGAGUGGCUGAAAAGAAUGCAGAGUUAUCAUGAUAAAUUGCUAACUUGUGUAUUUCCUAUGUGCUAGAUACUGUCCUUGUGCUUUCUGCACGUUAACUCAGUCCUCACAGAACACCCGUUGGGUAGAUGCUCAUAUCAUCCUUUUUUUGCAGAUGGAGAAACUGUCCGGGGCAGUUAGCUAAUUUGUUCAAGGUCACUCUGGUCACAUGGUGACUGAGUGACAGAGCUGGGAUUCAAGUCUGGCUAGAAUGACACUGGACUUUUAACCACCACAUCAUAUUGUCUUCCUUAUUACAUCAUGCACAUUGUAUGGAAUAAAGUGCAUAGCAGAGAAACUUCUUGAAGUUUGCAAAUCCACACACAUCUGACUCAGCCAUCCCGCCAUGCACUGGCUCACUGGCUCACUGGCUCACUGCCUCACACAGCAGCCCUUUCUAUUUGGGGACAGCAAGGAUUAGAAGAAAUGUCUUAGCAGAGUCUUGAGUUUUAGUCCCUGUCACCUCUGAAAAGGGGUCCUACUCCUCUCCUCUAAAGUAACCUGGCGUAUGUGGACUUGUGUGAUUUCUCAUUCAAAGAAUGAGGUGCUUCAAGAACUGUCACGUAACCCCCACGCCCCAGAUGUUCUUGUUUGCAUAUUAAAUUUUCCACCUUCCUUUAUGGUUCUCA